AUGGCGAACAGCUUCAUCGCCUAUCUGCGAGGCGACCAGAAUGCGCCUGGAGAGCGCAAACUGGUGCAGAAGCUUGAUUUUUUCAUCCUGACUUUCUGCUGCCUCAUGUACUUUCUCAAUUACCUGGAUCGCACCAAUCUCAACAACGCGUAUGUUUCUGGUAUGAGGGAAGAGCUGAGUUUCAAAGGCAACCAGCUCAACCAAAUCAAUACUGUUUUUACGGUAGGAUACACAAUCGGCCAAGUGCCAUGUAAUAUCGCAUUGUACUAUGUCAAACCACGCUACUUCUUCCCACUAUGCAUGGUAGCAUGGGGCGCCCUAACAAUGGUCACGGCAGCAGCCCAAAAGCCCCAGGAUAUCAUGGCCAUCCGCUUCUUUCAGGCCUUGUUUGAAUCCUCAACAUUCGUAGGAACCCACUACAUCCUCGGAUCAUGGUACACCGAGAAAGAGCUAGGGAAACGAUCUGGAAUCUUCACAGCAUCUGGUCUUGCAGGCACCAUGAUUGGUGGGUUCAUCCAGACCGGAAUCCACAGCAGUAUGGAUGGUCUACGAGGCAUGAGCGGAUGGCGAUGGCUAUUCAUAAUCGACGGCAUCAUAACCCUCCCCGUCGCAAUCUACGGCUACCUUCUCUUCCCCGACACCCCCCGCAACACGCGCGCCCCUUACCUCAGUGCCUCAGAAAAAGCUCUCGCCAUUUCCCGCGUCCCCGAAGUCUCAGAGCGCACACCCAUCUCGCUUUCCUUCGUCAAACACUGCUUCAAAACAUGGUACUGGUACUUCUUCGUCAUCCUCUGGAUCCUAGCCGGCGAAACAGAAUCCUUCAGCACAAACGCCCUGCUGCAACUGUACAUGAAGUCGCAUCCCACCAAUAAAUACACAGUCACGCAGAACAAUAACUAUCCAACCGGGGUUCCCGCUGUAGGAAUCGUAUCAACGCUCUUCUGGGCUACAUUGACGGAUUUCAUGGGUGGGAAACGGUAUUUAGUCGGCUACUGGAUCGCCAUAACCGGCAUCCUAACCUCCUCCCUCAUCCUCGCCUACCCACACAACACAACCAUCCACUUCGCAAUGUACUACUGGGCUGGCAGCGUGUACGCCUGCCAAGCCACCUUCUUCGCCUGGGCCAACGACGUGCUGCGCUACGAAGAAGACAGUCUGCGUGCCGUCGUCAUUGCCAGUAUGAAUAUGGGGAGUAACGCCAUCAACGCGUGGUGGAGCAUCGUCUUCUACGGCGCGAGCUAUGCGCCGUAUUUUACGCGCGGAAUGUGGGCUAUGAUUGCGGUCAGCAUAGCUAUGGGUUUGUGGACGGGACUGCUGGUUUGGAUGCAGGUGAGGACGGAGAAGAGGAGGGAGACCGAGGGGGUGCAUGGGAUGACGGUUGUUGCGGGGAAAGGCGUUGUGGAGGAAGCUGACGAGGAGAAGAAGCGUGAGGAUAGGGUUUAG
Molecule: messenger RNA, 1443 nt
Organism: Bipolaris zeicola 26-R-13
Lineage: Eukaryota; Fungi; Ascomycota; Dothideomycetes; Pleosporales; Pleosporaceae
Exons: 6
Coding region: 1-1443 (480 amino acids)
Biological process (GO): pantothenate import across plasma membrane
Cellular component (GO): plasma membrane
Molecular function (GO): pantothenate transmembrane transporter activity
Source: RefSeq, a predicted model, not a curated record